Messenger RNA from Tripterygium wilfordii, 2426 nucleotides. RefSeq names its product histidine-containing phosphotransfer protein 2-like. Gene Ontology annotation, biological process: phosphorylation; cytokinin-activated signaling pathway; phosphorelay signal transduction system. The transcript has 6 exons. NCBI's taxonomy places the organism in Eukaryota, Viridiplantae, Streptophyta, Magnoliopsida, Celastrales, Celastraceae. Gene Ontology annotation, cellular component: nucleus; cytoplasm. The coding region runs from base 1819 to 2268 and encodes 149 amino acids. The record is from RefSeq and is a predicted model, not a curated record. Gene Ontology annotation, molecular function: histidine phosphotransfer kinase activity; protein histidine kinase binding.
AGAUCCGGGGUGUUAACAUCAAACUGUGAGACCCGCUUGAUUAACGGUCCAGGUCCUGACUUUCCCUUCUUCCGAUCAAUAUCCAACGUGCAAAUCUACUGCUCGCCAUCAAUAUUCUUUGCCGGCUAUGCAGUGCAGUCAGGGUUCAGUACCUCGUCGUUGGUUUGAAGGGAGAGAGAUGUUGGAAUGGUCGAUUGAAGCAAGUAAGUCCGUCCACCAGCUUAGACAUGAUUAAUGAAAAGUGGUUGAAGGUCUUGCUGAAAAAGAGAAUUAAUUGGUUGCCUUUUUGUGGCUUGAUUCUGGUUUUUGUUCUUCGACAAAAUGGUUAGGAAUCAAAGGCUAAAAUCUGGUCACAACAAACACUAACUUCCCGUUGCCAUUGAAGCACCACCCUCUACUCUUAGAGGAAAAUGGUUAGGGAUCAAAGGCCAAAUUUUGAAGCGAGAGCAUUGAAUUCUUUCCACAAUUGUGAUUUCUCGGCUAUCAGUCAGUUCAGAUUUCUCUUUCUAAUUGUUUUUCUUUGCUGCUUAAUGAUGCUCACGACUUUAAUAUUUUAAUUAUCUGAUUUUAUGACGCUUGGGUGUGUGGAUUUGUUGUUAUAUAUUGAUAUAAGAAUCUUUAUUUUGGUAGAGGUACGCAAAGGUUGAUUUUUGGACAGUAAUGCUUUCAGCAUGCUGGAUUCCAUGGGUGCCAUUUGAUGGUUCCUUGGUGAAGCUUCUAGUUUUAUACUUUAUAGAGAGAUCAAUCCCGUAUUUGGGUUAGUUGAAUCCGUAAGAUUGUGAAAGUGGAAUGGAUGUCUAAAUAUGUGUUUUUGCUGGGCUUUAGUGGGUGCAGAAAUGUUAUUUUUCAAAGAAGUUUUUAGCAGCGACUUGGGUGUAGUAUUGGGGUGUUUUUGAUUGAGGAUUAGUGAAUUUGAAUCAAAGAGCACCUUUGAUUUUUAUUAUUCUGAUUGUGUUCAUAGAAGGUAAAGGUUCUGGUUGGGACAUUUUGAUCUCUCCCUCAUAAUACCAGUACAAUUUGAUGGUCACUCUCAACAGAAUGAGAGGUAACAAGAAAGAGAAAAUCUGUAGGGGAAAAGAGAGGAAGGUAGAACGAAAGACAAGAUACAAAAGAAUGGGAACUGAUCAAAGAAGAGAGAGUGAAGAGAGGGAAAAGAAAGAAUGGCUAAAAAAGGAACAAUUCACCUGCUAUGUUAGCAAAUUUUUUGACAAUAACUUGACAGUGGUUUACAGAUUACUUAAUUGCAUUUUUUUUUGAAUGAAUGACUAAUUGACACAAAACCUUUGCUCGACUGAAUUGAAAUGUACCCUAUUUUUCAAUGACUAGUAUACUUCACUCAAAGUAUAGAGAUAAAUAUGUAAAACAAUAAAUGUUGAAACUCAACUUUUGUUUCUGUAAGUUAUAUGAGUAAAAUAUUUCUCUCGUUUGUUCUAUUCAUGUAAAAUGGUAUGGCAACUUAUUCUGUGGAAAGUAAUUUAGUCAUGGGAGAAUUUUUAAUUUUCAUGGGCACGCUUGGAAUAAACGGUGGUUGGUGUUUGAGGAAUGGAGUUACCAAGUAUGACAAUAGAGUACAGCUCCCAUUGCCAAACAAAGCGCAAUUGCCACCGCAUCCUUGAUUCAUAAAAAGACUGACUUUUGACUCUUUUGUCCCUGGAUAGAGAUGAAAUUCACAUAUAUAGAUAUACUUGAAUAUAUUCUUCUCUGCUACUGUUGUAGUGAUAGAGUGUACUGAACCACCAUAGAUUUGAUAAGAAGAAGGUUUUUCUCGCUUUUUGUGCUGCUGUUUGGCUUUCUUGGUUUUCCAAGGGAAAGAUCAAGAUGUUGGGGGCUAGUAUCAAAGAGCAGCUCACUAACUUUAUCAGGAGUUUGAAUGAACGGGGUCUGUUAGAUCAUCACUUUGAUCUGGCACUAGAGCUGCAGACUGAAGAAAAUCCGCAGUUUGUUUCAGAAUUGAUUUCCAUGUUCUGCAGAGAUGCUGAAGUUUCAAUAGCAGAGUUGACUACACUACUUGAUCAACCUCUUGUGGACUAUACCAAGGCGAUUACUUUUGUUCAUCAGCUCAAAGGAAGUAGUUCGAGUAUUGGUGGUUGUCGGAUGACCCUGGCUUCUGGUGAGCUACGACAAGCUUCUGAUAAAAGAAACAAGGAGAGGUGCAUUGAAGCACUCUACAAGGUCAAGCAGGAAUACCAAAUUUUGAAGGAGAAUCUGAGUAUCAUUGCCCAGAUGCAGAACGCUAUUCAAGCAAAUGAGAGAAGCAAACGACCAUAGUUGCUGUUCCAUGGAUGCUUCUUAGAAGACAGGACAAUUGGCUUAUACAGGCAAUGGAUUUUCAUUGAAUUCCUUAAAAUGUAAUAAGUGCCAAUGAUGAUAUUUGAUCCAUUUGGUGGACAAUUUUGCCACAGGUAUUAAUGCUAGCAUUAAAGUGC